GAGGAGAAGGGGAGUCUCGACUCGGGUGCCGUGUUUCCGAUUUCGGCUGUUGAGGAUCCUAUAAAACUGCGAGUCCCGGUGCUCUUCUUCCUCCUCCCACAGUCCAAAGCACCACCAAUGCAUCUCCAUUCGGCUUAUCUCUCUCCGUGGGUGCGACUCUUCUUCUGACUUUUCUACCUUCUUGUGCUGCUGCUCUCUUCUUUUCUGUCUCGUUUACGCGCUGAUGUUGAUGGUGGUGGUCUGCUGUCGGUGUGAUACGGAGGGUUGGGGUUUCCCAAAACCAGAAGCCUGUCCUAGCUCUUGUGCCUCGGGGAUUUAAGUACCCUGUGCUCGCUUGGUGGAGUUUCGCCUUGAAGGUCACAGUUUUGGUGGAUGCUUCGUUCAUCGGAGGAAAUGACGACUUUUGCGCUCUUAUAUAUGGGAGGAGGAGAGCAAAUGCGAGCAGAUUAGAGUCGUGGAAUGAAUCUGAUGGAUACUACGUUUCUGGUGCCGAUAAAGCGGACGGAGCACAUCGUCGUGACGCCGAAGCCCUUCUCGCAGCAGCCGAAGCGCCGCCCGAGUGACGUCCCCGUCGCCGCGCCGCUGCCGCGCACGGUGCGCAUCUUCUGCGACGACUACGACGCCACCGACUCCUCCGGCGAUGAGAGCGGGUGCUGCCACUCCCGCCGCCGCGUCCGGCGGUACGUCCAGGAGGUCCGGUUCGAGGCCCGGUCUGCACGCGGCGGACCCCAUGCCGUUGGGGAGGCCGGGAAGAGCAAGGCCGCGAAGGGGGGCGGCGCCGGGAAGAAGCGGAAGGCCGGCCCUGUUGUGGCAACAAGCGGCGAUGGGAGCGUCCAGAGGUUCCGCGGCGUCAGGCGGCGGCCGUGGGGGAAGUACGCGGCGGAGAUUCGGGACCCCUGGCGACGCGUCCGGGUGUGGCUCGGUACGUACAACACCGCCGAGGAGGCUGCCAAGGUCUACGACUCGGCCGCCAUUAAGCUCCGAGGACCCGAUGCCACCACCAACUUCGCUCGUCCCCCGGCGGACGCCGCGACCGUCACCCACCCCCCUCCGCCACUACAACCGCCGAAGAAGAACCUCUCGGAGAACAACCUCCCCUCCGUCUCCGGCGGGUACGACUCCGCCGAGGAGUCGCACAACCUCUCCUCCCCGACAUCCGUCCUCCACGGCUUCUCCUGCUCUUCCUCCUCCAAGCCCGGCGACCAGGCGGAGAAGCCGAAACAGCCAGGUACAGUUGGCGACGAGAAGGACGUGGCGGCCGGCUCUUCGGUGGAGCCCGGCGGGUUCCUGCCCUUGGAGAAGGACGAAGUGCUCUUCGACGACUUACUCGGCUUCGGGGUGUUCGACGACGACGACUCCGCCCCCAUCGGCUUCCUGGCCGAGGAGUUGAGCGACGCCGUCCUUAACGGCUCGGGGCUCGACGUCGACCUCGGCCCAACGUCGACGUGGCAAGGGGUGGACGAUUUUUUCGAUGGCAUCGGCGACCUAUUCCCGAUCGAACCCCUGCCCGCCAUCUGAGCACGAGUCUUUAGUGACGUUUCCGUCGCCGGACGCCGAUUCCUCGGCCGAUUUUGCUGCUGCGGAGGGAAACAAAUUCCGCUUGUUUUUCUUUUCG
Messenger RNA from Musa acuminata subsp. malaccensis (wild Malaysian banana), 1615 nucleotides. Lineage: Eukaryota; Viridiplantae; Streptophyta; Magnoliopsida; Zingiberales; Musaceae. The record is from RefSeq and is a predicted model, not a curated record.